Messenger RNA from Didymosphaeria variabile, 1035 nucleotides. RefSeq lists its product as uncharacterized. Gene Ontology annotation, cellular component: fungal-type vacuole membrane. The record is from RefSeq and is a predicted model, not a curated record. The transcript is spliced from 3 exons. Bases 1 to 1035 code for a protein of 344 amino acids. NCBI's taxonomy places the organism in Eukaryota, Fungi, Ascomycota, Dothideomycetes, Pleosporales, Didymosphaeriaceae.
AUGGCACAGCACCACAGAGGAAGGGAGGAGUCUUCAAUACUUUGUAUCCUCCUGGGCCACGGCCUGGUGCCGGACCACGGUUCAAAAAUCACUGCAGGAAAUUUUGGUGGUGUGGUAUACCUCCUUGUCAUUGCCGUUAUCGCCCUAGUGGUUGCACUACCCGUUGUGUAUGUUGCCAUUCCGAAAAAGGCCCAGCACGACAUCAACGCUUCAACAUUGGAAGUCACCUCCCAGGAAGUUAGCAAUCCAGAGCCAGAGAAGAUUCAUUUGAAGAUCAAGAGCAUCGCAAGAAGCAGCAGCUCAUUCCACCCUACUCUCGAUGCCUUCCAAGCCGGCCUAUCGUUGCCAGGACAAGAGGCAUUCCUGAUACUCAACGUUCCAGAGACAAAGGCAGAUGCCGAGACCGAGAUCGACAUCGAACAAGAUGCCCCUAUUAUCAACAUGGACUCUUUCAAGGAGUAUACCAAGACCACGAUCGCCAAUGAGACUUUCACCCUUGUCAUGGACGGCAAGACCAAGGUCCACCAAAAGGGACUAUCGGCCAUUUCGGUUGACUACAACAAGAAUAUUGAGAUGAAGGGCCUCAACAAGCUCUCGGGUCUAAAGAUCACCGAUAUCAAGAUACUCUUCGGCACCAAGAACAGACUUCCCGAUGGCUCGAACAUGAUCGGCAACGUCAUCAUCCCCAACCCCUCAGUUAUGACCCUCGACCUCGGUAAUGUCACUAUGAAUCUUGCAAUUGACGGCCAAUCUAUCGGCACUUCGCUCCUGCCCAACCUCGUACUCAAACCCGGGGAAAACAACAGCACCAUGUCCAGCACCCUCGACCAGGAUGGACUUCCCGUUAUCUCACUCGUCCAGUCCAAGUACAAAGACGGCGUCAUCCCGCUCGAGAUCGUAGGCAACAGCAGUAUCCGCAACGGCGAGCACCUAAUGUACUUCGAGGAGGCGAUCAAGAGCAACACCAUCAAGCUUGACCUGGAUAUCGGUCCCGCUCUGAAAGACAUCGGCAUUAACGUCACCGACUCUUCUUAA